This is a messenger RNA of Neltuma alba, 3719 nucleotides long. RefSeq names its product LEAF RUST 10 DISEASE-RESISTANCE LOCUS RECEPTOR-LIKE PROTEIN KINASE-like 2.3. Gene Ontology annotation, biological process: protein phosphorylation. The coding region runs from base 143 to 3502 and encodes 1119 amino acids. The record is from RefSeq and is a predicted model, not a curated record. The transcript is spliced from 6 exons. Gene Ontology annotation, molecular function: ATP binding; protein kinase activity; polysaccharide binding. Lineage: Eukaryota; Viridiplantae; Streptophyta; Magnoliopsida; Fabales; Fabaceae.
UUGUCUCCUCUGUUUUGCAGACUUGUUGCAGUGGACGAACACCCUAUUCGUGUUAGCUCUUUAUGCGGGGGCCAAAUUUGUGUUGGGGGCUCCAUUUUUCGUUGCCCUUCUGAUCUAUAAAUGGCGACGAAGGCAUUUAUCUAUGUAUGAAAGCAUUGAAGAUUUUCUGCAAAGCGACAACAACAUCAUCCCUAUAAGGUACUCCUAUAGAAAAAUCAAAAAGAUGACAAAAGGGUUUAAAAUAAGACUUGGGAAAGGAGGCUAUGGCUCUGUUUUCAAAGGACAACUUCGAAGUCGUCGUGAUGUAGCUGUCAAGAUGUUGGAUAAGGCUGAAGCCAAUGGUCAGGAUUUCAUCAACGAGGUUGCAACACUUGGUAGAAUCCACCAUGUUAAUGUUGUGCAACUCAUUGGUUAUUGUGUGGAAGGAUCAAAGCGUGCUCUUGUGUAUGAGUUCAUGAAGAAUGGGUCUCUUGACAAAUACAUUCUCUGUAAACCUAAUCACAAUGAGCAAUCCUUGAAUCUUCAUCAAUUGUAUGCCAUUUCUCUAGGAGUAGCUCGUGGUAUUGAAUAUCUUCACAACGGGUGUGAUAUGCAAAUUCUGCAUUUUGAUAUAAAGCCGCACAACAUCCUUCUUGAUGACAACUUCACCCCAAAGGUUUCUGAUUUUGGGCUUGCUAAACUCUAUCCUACAAAUGAUAGUAUUGUGUCUCUUACAGCAGCAAGAGGAACCAUAGGAUACAUGGCUCCUGAGCUCUUCUACCAAAAUGUAGGUGGAGUCUCCUAUAAAGCUGAUGUGUAUAGCUUUGGGAUGUUAUUAAUGGAGAUGGCUGGUAGAAGGAAGAAUCUGAAUGCGUUGGCUGAGAAAUCAAGUCAAUUUUAUUUUCCUUUUUGGGCUCAUGAUCAGUUAAAUGAAGGGAAUGAAAUUACCAUAGCAGAUGCAACAGAGGAAGAAAUGAAAGUGGCAAGGAAAAUGCUGAUCGUUGGGUUGUGGUGCAUUCAAACCAAGCCUAGCGACCGUCCUUCAAUGAACAGAGUUAUGGAGAUGCUUGAGGGAGACGAGCAAGACUUGGAAUUGCCUCAAAAGCCUUAUCUAUAUCCAGAAGAGUUACCAGUAAGGGAUGAUAUUGCAUAUUCAACACGACGAUCCAACUCAUCAAGCAAUCAUCCUUCGAUGGAAAAGGCUCUUGAAGCAGGGGAGCAAGAGUCAGUAUUGCCUCAGCAGUCUUUUCUAUAUGCACAAGAUUCACCAACAAUUGAUGUUAGUGCUCAUUUACGUUCAACGCCUAAAUCCUCUGAUCCUUCACCAAACGGUCAAAAGGAAGAUUUUCUAGGCAAAUUCUUGAUUAUACGAAAUACAUGUUUGGAAGGACUUUUAUAUGUCUUUCAGGAGUUGAGAUUACUAAUUACUCUUCAUUUUGGGAUCUUCAUGAUAAGGGACAUGUUUUCCUCAUCAACACAAUUACCAGUAGCUCUGUUUCUGAUUAUGGCAUUAUGCAGAACUUGCAACGCAUCAGAUGGACAGCAGACCUGUUCUAGUCUGUGUGGAGAUCACAACAUUAGGAGCCCUUUUCGGCUAAAAGACUCUCCAGAGCAGUGUGGUGAUCAAAGGUACAACCUUUCUUGCGAGCAAAACCAACUGGUAAUGUACUGGCAAUCUGGGAGAUACAGUGUUUUGUCCAUUGAUUAUGAGAACUACACAAUCCGAUUAAGGGAUGCUAAUAUUGUGGAGUUCGAUUCCUCUUCCCUCCCUGAGUAUUCUUUGACAGACUACAACUUUAGCAAAUCAUAUCCAUAUACCUCCACCAUUGAUGGACCCAACAAAAAUGGAGAUUUGUUGUGGUAUGAAUUGUACACAAGUAUGAUGAUGAUAUACGUAAGUUGUGAACACCCUCUAGAUUCCCCUGGCUUUGUGGACACAGCGCCUUGCUUCAAAACUUCAAAUGGCUCUGUAGCUUCUUCUUCUUCUUCUUCAUCGAAUUUGUAUGCCUGUGUUGGGAUGGGAAUUGUAGCGUAUGCGGCGUUAGAUGACAAUUGCCGUAUAGAAAUGAUGUAUAUGACAUCGUGGCCUGCUCUGAAGAACAACCAGUCUUGGUCCUGCACGGACAUCCACAAUAUGCUUCUUUAUGGCUUUGAACUUUCUUGGCUCAAAAGUCACUCGGAGAAUAGCAUUUUUGAAAUGAUCCUUCGGAGCAUCCUGAACUAUAGGAUAUACUUCGCUCUGUCUGUGUUAGCUUAUAUUGGAGCUAAAUUUGUUUUGGCGACUCCAUUUCUCCUUGGCCUGUUGAUCUAUAAAUGGCGACGAAGACAUUUAUCAGUGUUUGACAACAUUGAAGAUUUUCUGCAAAGUGAGAACAACAUCAUCCCUAUAAGGUACUCCUACAAUGACCUCAAGAAGAUGACAAAUGGGUUUAAAGUAAGACUUGGGAAGGGAGGCUAUGGCUCCGUUUUCAAAGGACAACUUCGAAGUGGUCGUGACGUGGCUGUCAAGAUGUUGAAUAAUGCCAAAGCCAAUGGUCAGGAUUUCAUAAACGAAGUUGCUACCGUUGGUAGAAUCCACCAUGUUAAUGUGGUGCAACUCAUAGGUUAUUGUGUGGAAGGAUCAAAUCAUGCUAUUAUAUAUGAAUUCAUGAAAAAUGGAUCUCUCGACAAAUACAUUCUGUCUAAACCUAAUCAUUAUGAUCAAUCCUUGAAUCUUCAUCAAUUGUAUGCCAUUUCUCUUGGAGUAGCUCGUGGUAUUGAAUAUCUUCACAAAGGGUGUGAUGUGCAAAUUCUGCAUUUUGAUAUAAAGCCGCCCAACAUCCUUCUUGAUGACAACUUCAUCCCAAAAGUCUCUGAUUUUGGCCUUGCUGGACUCUAUCCUACAAAUAAUAGCAUUGUGCCUCUUACAACAGGUGGGGGAACUAUAGGAUACAUGGCUCCUGAACUAUUCUACAGAAAUGCAGGAGGAGUCUCUUGCAAAGCCGAUGUUUAUAGUUUUGGGAAGCUAUUGAUGGAAAUUGCUGGUAGAAGGAAGAAUUUGAGUGCAUUGACUGAAGAAUCUAGUCAAUUUUACUUUCCCUUUUGGGUAUAUGAUCAACUAAACGAAGGAAAUGAAAUCGACAUAGCAGAUACAACAGAGGAAGAAAUGAAAGUGGCAAGGAAAAUGAUGAUCGUUGGGCUGUGGUGCAUUCAGACCAAGCCUAGUGAUCGUCCUUCAAUGACCAAGGUUGUGGAGAUGCUUGAGAGAGAUGAGCAAGACUUAGAAUUGCCUCAAAAGCCUUAUGGUUAUCCACAAGAUUUACCAGCAAGGGAUGAUAGUGAUCUUUCAAGUCCAAUAUGGGGGUUCAAGCCAAGCAAUCAUCCUUCACCGAGCAAAGAUGUAGAGAUGCUUGAAGGAGAGGAGCAAGAGCAAGAUUCGCCAACAAAUGAUGUUGAUGAUCAUUUCUGUUCACCGCCUCCAGUGAAGAAUAAUCCUAAAGAAACAACUACAUUUUUAAGUAAAGAAGACGAGAGAUCCAUAUAACAUUGUAAAAUAUAUGCAGAGUACUGGUGAUAUAUUGACUUUAUUACGAGAGACUUAAAUACGAAUAAGAACCGAGCGUUGCACAUAAUGAGAAAUGGGUGCAUUUUAGGCUUUCAUUUCUUACAUUAUAUGAUGUAUUCAGGAAGAAUCAUUUCUCUAACUUUCUGGAUAAUUAUGUUUUUGAGGAAAUUGAUAAAAAUGUUUUAGCUACUGCCUU